Messenger RNA from Schizosaccharomyces osmophilus, 276 nucleotides. It is a transcript of the gene sft1, whose product is annotated as SNARE Sft1. The coding region runs from base 1 to 276 and encodes 91 amino acids. Lineage: Eukaryota; Fungi; Ascomycota; Schizosaccharomycetes; Schizosaccharomycetales; Schizosaccharomycetaceae. The transcript has 2 exons. The record is from RefSeq and is a predicted model, not a curated record.
AUGAAUGACUCAAACGAACGGAGAUUAGAGACACUUUCUGGGCAAAUUUCAUCGCUAAAAAAUGUCACCUACGAUAUAUAUGCACGAGCUAGCGAUCAUAGCCAUAUAGACCGUGCCAAUGAAGGGUUUUCUAGCCUAACGGAUUCUGUAAAAAGGACUACCACUGGAUUUUUUCGAGUCGUUCGUAAUGCUGGUAGAAGAAGUAUUCUUACGUCUGUUUUAGCAAUUGUCGGGAGUGUGUUAAUCUUUUACUAUUUUUGCAAAUACCUCCUUUGA